This is a messenger RNA of Triticum turgidum subsp. durum (durum wheat), 1929 nucleotides long. Lineage: Eukaryota; Viridiplantae; Streptophyta; Magnoliopsida; Poales; Poaceae. The record is from the annotation of a GenBank genome assembly.
AUGUUGGAUCAGAAGUCAGAUGUCUCAGAGCUGUGUUCCCAAAUGAUGCUCAAACUUCAUGAUGUUUAUGAUGCAAGCAAGAUAAACGUUAAGGUUAAGGUUGUUUCUGGAUCUCCUCCUGGUGUCGUAGCUGCUGAAUCUAAGCGAGCACAAGCAAGCUGGGUUGUGUAUCUUGUGUUUUCUCUUUGCUUAGCUGCCCAUGCUGCUGCUCUUAGGGAGUUGAAGCAUGAAGAGAAGCGUUGCAUGGAAGAGUUACAGUGCAACAUUGUUGUCAUGAAGCGUUCUCAGCCUAAAGUUCUCCGUCUGAAUCUUAUGGGAUCUCCCGAUAAAGAGUCCAAAGGAUCCUGUUCACUUCCAGCAGUGUUGGAUAGUUCUGUUGGUAAAACAGCAACUGAUGUAAAGGAGCCGCGGAGUUCAGUUCGAGGACCAGCUGUAACACCAAAUAGCAGCCCAGACUUAGAGACGCCUUUUGGAAGUACCGAAGCGGGAACAUCCUCAGUCUCAAGUUCAGAUCCAGGGACUUCUCCAUUUUGUGCUUCUGAAACAACUGUUUCUCUAAAGAAAGAGGUACAAGCAACAAAGGAUAAGAUCCAGCAUUCGGAUGUCAAUAUUUCUGAUACCGACAGUGAAAUAUUGAGUCCCUCAGCAACCUUCUCGCUUCAGCCAUGGAUGGUCGAAAUUCUACAGGGAUCUGCAUCCUCAAAACCGCCACGAAAAACUCGCACCCCAACUGCAGAUACUUUGCUUGAGAAGAUCUCCAAGUUAGAUCUUUUGCAUGAAAUAAGUUCUAUGAGAAGCAGAUCAGACUUAAACUUUAGAGGAAAUGUCAGGGACGCUGUCUCGUUAGCAAGGAGCGCACCUCCUGGGCCGCCUCCAUUGUGUUCGAUAUGUCAGCACAAGGCUCCUGUGUUUGGGAAACCUCCUCGGUGGUUUAGUUACGCUGAACUUGAACUUGCAACGGGUGGUUUCUCCCAGGCAAAUUUCCUGGCUGAAGGUGGAUUUGGAUCUGUUCAUCGAGGCGUCCUUCCUGAUGGUCAGGCAAUUGCUGUCAAGCAACAUAAGCUUGCUAGUUCCCAGGGUGAUGUUGAAUUUUGCUCAGAGGUGGAAGUUCUGAGUUGUGCACAACACCGUAAUGUUGUAAUGCUCAUUGGUUUUUGUGUUGAGGAAAGGAGGCGUUUACUGGUUUAUGAGUACAUCUGCAAUGGAUCCUUGGACUCACAUCUUUAUGGUCGCAAUAAUAAAGACACACUGGAAUGGGCAGCUAGACAAAAGAUUGCUGUUGGUGCUGCUCGAGGGUUGCGGUAUCUACACGAGGAAUGUAGAGUUGGCUGCAUUAUCCAUCGGGACAUGAGACCAAACAACAUCCUUGUCACACAUGAUUUUGAACCUCUGGUUGGAGAUUUUGGUCUAGCACGAUGGCAACCCGAUGGAGACAUGGGUGUUGAAACAAGAGUCAUCGGCACAUUUGGUUAUCUGGCACCAGAGUAUGCGCAGAGUGGACAAAUAACAGAGAAGGCUGAUGUAUACAGUUUUGGUGUCGUGUUGGUAGAACUUGUCACUGGGCGCAAGGCUGUUGACAUUAGCCGACCUAAGGGCCAACAGUUUCUAACUGAAUGGGCACGCCAUCUCUUGGAGGAUAAUGCAGUCGACGAGCUCAUAGACCCAUGCUUGGGGGACCGAUACAGCGAAAAUGAGGUUCUUCGCUUGCUCGAGGGCGACAUGGUUGUCGAUUCCGUCUCCGUUUCGGCCCCAAGUAGCGAUUCUGCGAGCAGGAGCUGGCGAAAGGCAAAUGAUCAACAGCAUUAUCAGGACUACAGCAGCCCAGCCCGGCAAGAUUCGCAGCGAGUGGUUGGAAGGAAACAACAAUCUUAUGACGCUUUGAGGGCUGCCUGGGACCGAGACAAGAAGAGCAUCUCUAACCGAUAUUAA